This is a messenger RNA of Panicum hallii, 447 nucleotides long. Its product is annotated as GPN-loop GTPase QQT2-like. The record is from RefSeq and is a predicted model, not a curated record. Gene Ontology annotation, molecular function: GTPase activity. The coding region runs from base 1 to 447 and encodes 148 amino acids. Lineage: Eukaryota; Viridiplantae; Streptophyta; Magnoliopsida; Poales; Poaceae. The transcript is spliced from 3 exons.
AUGAUGACACUGCCAUUCAAGGCCAACAUUGAUAUCGACGACAUAGUACGGUACAAGGACGUGAUGAAGGAGUACGGCAUUGAUCCGAAUGGUGGCAUUCUCACGUCGCUCAAAGGUUUGGAUGAGCCCGGUCAUGCUUUGUCUAGUCCAGUUCCCGAGCCAGAGAAAGAGCCAGAUGUUGCAGCGUUGAUCGACAUGCCGGGUACUACGACCAUCGUCCAGUCAUCAGUACCCGAGGAAACUCUUACGUUAUCAAGUGCUAAGGCUGAAAGGGAUGUUUCAAGUGCAGAGCCAGCCAAGGAAAAUAAGUUCGGGACAAAUGAGCUAGCCUCCGAGGUGUUGACAGGCUUCUACCUUGAUGCGCUCUUGGUGCCGGGCGAUAAUGAUAUUGCGAGCGUCCCGGCCGAUGUUGAUGAUGUUGGAAGAUCGGUCGUGGAAAAGUCGUAG